This is a messenger RNA of Oreochromis niloticus (Nile tilapia), 817 nucleotides long. RefSeq names its product homeobox protein NANOG. Gene Ontology annotation, biological process: regulation of transcription by RNA polymerase II. NCBI's taxonomy places the organism in Eukaryota, Metazoa, Chordata, Actinopteri, Cichliformes, Cichlidae. Gene Ontology annotation, molecular function: RNA polymerase II cis-regulatory region sequence-specific DNA binding; DNA-binding transcription factor activity, RNA polymerase II-specific. The coding region runs from base 18 to 707 and encodes 229 amino acids. The transcript is spliced from 7 exons. The record is from RefSeq and is a predicted model, not a curated record.
AAUUGCUCUUAAGUCAGAUGGAAGAUUAUGGGAUGCACUUUUCACCAGACUCGUGGAGUUCUGGCAGCGGUGUAGAAGCGAGUCUUCACUUCGAAGAAACCGGUGAUACUUCUGAGGCAGUUUCAACCUCUGUCUCACAGGAGAAACAAAAUUUUGCUGUCCCAAGAAGCCAGGAUGGCAACAUCACUGGCACUCUGCACAAUCCCAGCACUGCUCCAGAGAAACCUAAAGGAAAGGCCCGGGUGGUGUUCACAGAGAGACAGCUGAAUAUUCUUGUCCAUCAGUUUAAUGUGAAACGUUACUAUGAGCCAAGUGAGAUGAAGCAGUUGGCAGAGAUGACAGGACUGACCUACAAACAGGUAAAAACUUGGUUUCAAAACAGACGGAGUAAGUUUAGGAGGAGUUCACAUCCUCAGCAUGUGAAUCAGGGCGUCCCACUUCAUUUUCAGGGAGAGGGACAGCCCCCACUCAGGCAGGAGUACACCCAGGACCUGGAGGUAAACUUAAUCACAAAUGGUGCAAAUUAUCAGGGCCCCUAUCCUCAUCCUGUGGACAGUUUUGCUCCUGGACCUCAAUGGACCGUCCCCAACUCGCACCAGAUGUUUGGCUGGUCGAUGCCACCAGGCAACGGCCAGUAUGAAUUCAACCCUGUUGCUGCUGAUCAGCAGGAGGAGAAGAGUCUGACGAAGCAGCAGAGGAACAUUUAAGCUACUUGGACUCAGCUCAGCCACUCCAGAGAAAACAAUGAGUUCGACACAGAAGGACCAACAUGGACCGAGAAGUCAGCGCUCUCAGGAGGCCGACAAACCUCACAGAA